CCCACCCCCACCCCCCCCACCACCACCACCACAACACACCCCUUUGCCAUGUCGAUUACUCUGAAGCAAGUCUUCAACAAGGACAAGACUUUCCGGCCCAAACGCAAGUUUGAACCGGGCACACAGCGUUUCGAGCUGCACAAGAAGGCUCAGGCCUCACUCAACUCGGGGGUGGACAUCAAGGCGGCUGUUCAGCUGCCCCAUGGGGAGGACCUCAACGACUGGGUAGCUGUGCACGUGGUGGACUUCUUUAACCGCAUCAACCUGAUCUAUGGGACCAUCUGCGAGUUCUGCACAGAGAAGAGUUGCCCCAUCAUGUCAGGCGGGCCCAGGUAUGAGUACCGGUGGCAGGACGACCUGAAGUACAAGAAGCCCACUGCUCUGCCAGCCCCACAGUACAUGAAUCUCCUCAUGGACUGGAUUGAGGUGCAGAUCAACAAUGAGGAGAUCUUCCCCACUAGCAUAGGCAUUCCUUUUCCAAAGAAUUUCAUUCAGAUCUGCAAGAAGAUUGUGUGCCGACUUUUCCGGGUCUUCGUUCACGUCUACAUUCACCAUUUUGACCGCAUCAUCGUCAUGGGUGCAGAGGCACACGUCAACACCUGUUACAAGCACUUUUAUUACUUUGGGACAGAACUCAACCUUAUAGACCGCAAGGAGUUAGAACCCUUGAAAGAGAUGACAUUGAGGAUGUGUCACUGAAGACCUGCUUGAGAGAAUGAAAUUGAAACAUUCCACCUUUCUGCAGAGGUGAACCAACCUUCUGACAGAGAGAUCCCAAUACACUGUUCCAUCUACAACACCACCAGCAGAAGCAUUUAGAAACAGCAGCAGAAUUUAUUUAGUGCUUUAUGGCUACGCUUAAGAAAGAGAUACAUGGGUUUUGGUCUGCUUUAUUUAGUAGAGCAUGAGCUAUGCAGGUACCGCAAUGAAACAAAGUCUGUGUCUUACCUGUAUAUCAAACAUAUUUCAUAGUCUCUUACCUGUAAUCCUUGUCAUCUUUGGGACACGUGCCUUGCAAAUAACAGGAACAGCAAGUUUAGCUGUUUAUCUCCCAUUUAUAUUUGAAAUUGAUCUGGCUACAUGCAAGAUUAUGAAAUACAGUGUUAGUUAGGAAUGGAAAUCUAUCUUCCUAGAAGAACCUAGAUGGAAUUUUGACCCUUACUGUGUUUUCUGUGUUAUAGUUCUAAUACUGCCUCUUCUGAAAACAAAUUAUUUUAAGACAGACAGACUAUAUAAACCGAGCUUCACUUACUGACCCAACAUAGGAACUUGCAGAUUUAGCGCAGUUGUGCACUUUCAUUAUUUAAAAUAACAAAAGAUUAAAUAAAACAGAAACAAAAACCUAGCUCCCACUGGAUCACUAACUAAACUUUUCAAAAGCAAAACACUAAACUAACAAACUGGGCAGCUAAGCUGCUUACCAAUAAGAAAACAAUAAAAGGUUCACACAGUACCUUUUUCUCACUACACUUGUGCACACUCUCAAACAGGCUCUCCACACAAUAGCCCUAAACAGUCUGGCUGCUCUCUUUAAAUACCCUGCACCUGGCUCUCAUUUACAAUGAGAGCCAGGUGCAGGGGAAUAAUGA
Messenger RNA from Polyodon spathula (Mississippi paddlefish), 1589 nucleotides. Its product is annotated as MOB kinase activator 3B. Gene Ontology annotation, biological process: positive regulation of protein phosphorylation; signal transduction. The transcript is spliced from 3 exons. Lineage: Eukaryota; Metazoa; Chordata; Actinopteri; Acipenseriformes; Polyodontidae. Gene Ontology annotation, cellular component: nucleus; cytoplasm. The coding region runs from base 49 to 699 and encodes 216 amino acids. Gene Ontology annotation, molecular function: protein kinase activator activity. The record is from RefSeq and is a predicted model, not a curated record.